Ambispora gerdemannii is the source of this 930-nucleotide messenger RNA. The record is from the annotation of a GenBank genome assembly. Lineage: Eukaryota; Fungi; Glomeromycota; Glomeromycetes; Archaeosporales; Ambisporaceae.
AUGAACUGCUCCGAAACACCAACACCCUACGAAAUCUACAACUUCUUCAUAAACCUCCGCGACUCACUCCCGGACGAUAGUGACUACACAGACCUACUCGCCACCCUCUUUAUCCCCAAAGAAGUAAUGCCCACUUCAGAGUUGCUACAAAACGUGCUCCCGCACUUCCGUCGCGCCUCAAACCCUGGGCUAUUCACCACCUUCCAAGUAAUCAUGCGCAACGCGGAAAGUAACCCCACGUUCGAGAGCACGUUUAUGCGUGUGUGCGAGUCGUUGGAAGUGUUGGAGAAAGUCGAAGCGGCGUUACUGUAUAAUAAAAAGUUGUUUGAAGCCUAUUUGCAAGCGUUGCAACUGGAUAAUGUCUCGGCCAGUCAUGAACAGGUUAUGAACAGUUUGCAAAGGUUUUUGAAUGAGAGGUGUACCCCGAGUACUAGGUUGCGUGUGCAGAAAGUUUUCGCGGAAGAGAGUGCCGCUGACGAGCUCGGAUUAAGCAACGAAGUUCUCGAAACAGCCGCAUCAAUACUCAAUGACGACGCACUUUACAUUCGAAUCCUCGAGACACUCCAGUUAAACUACCGCGAAAACCUCGCGUGGAACGGCGUCGUCGAUCGCAUAAAAAAGAUUGUGUUGGAGAAGAAACCGGCCGUGUGGGUCGUUUUUGAGAAUUUCUUGGAUGAUUUUCAUCCGAGUGGACGGCAAGAUCAUACCGUUUAUUACCCACUACCCGAAGCAUACCAACAGCAACAAAACUACCACACUAAAGACCUCGCCACUAACAACAACAAUGACUACGCUGUUUUCUGCGAACAUUCUGUCAUGACUAAUGGUACGGGUGGAGACAGUAAAGAUAAACGAGAAGUAAAUGGCGGUGCCACUAUCGUCGAGAUGCCACAGCAGCAGCCGCGUGAGGUUUUGGGAUCUGUGUAUUAA